GCAAGGUUAUGGUGUCGGCAAGCCGACAAUUAUAUAUUUACGAAAGUUCUUACUUAUCUGCUGCUUAAUUGUUUAAUACAAGGUGAUUAGUAACAUUGAGAUAAACCCUAGCAUACAUAUAUGAUAAUAAUUCUCUGUAAAGUACUACCUUCAAAAUAUAAGUCAUUGUCUUUCUGACAUUCUGGGCAGAUGAUGAAUUUCACGACCGUUUAGGCCAAAUUUCAGCUUUUCACCCACAAUCCGGCAAUCAACCCGUUGAAGCCACUGAAACUAGUAGAAUACAUUUCGUCGGUCUCUAUAAGCAGUUGAAAGAGCCUAUAUUGUCGAGGGAGAAAUAUAGGCAGUUGGAGGAGCAAGAUAUGUAUUGGUGUUAUCAAGGCUAUACUAGCACGAAUAGAUGAAUGGGUAUAUACCUGAUUCUUUAUGCGAAUAGUUCUUAGUUCAUGCUUUUAUCUUAGUGUAGGUUUUCCAAAUGUGACGCGGAGAAAAUCGUUGUCCACAGAAAGAUUAUUUGUCCAAGAGGGGAAAAAGAAUAAUUGGCUCGCAGAAAAGUGAGAGUAAAAGCGCAGUAUACCAAGGCCUCCAAACUUUUGUUCUUGAUUCAACUUUGGAUAGAUGGGUUUUGCGCUGCAACAAAUUAUCAUAGCAAUACUCCUGUUGCGGAAACCUAGUCCAUCUCAUUCAUGUUUUCGCUUUCUCUAAAACAACAAUCGAUUCCUUCUUCUACAUUCCGACGUAGCCAUCAUGGGAGCAGAAAUUAGCACUACUGUAUUGAGGCGUCUUCAAAAGGAAACAAUUGAUGAUAUAUUGCAGGAUAAAAAGGUAAGUUCUUCUCAACCAUUGCAAUUAAUUGCUCGCAGUUGACCUGCGCUCCAGCUUCUCAAGGUACUAGUCGAUGCAAUACCAUCUCUGUCAAAAGCAUCCAAAAAGGCUCUUCGAACUGUCACGAUCACUCCGACGAAAACCAAGCAACCAAAAGGAUCAAUAGAAAUCUCAAAGUUGCGAUAUUUAGAAAGUCCAAAGUUGCGACCUUUAGUGAAAGUUACCGCCGAAGAUGUGCGCCUCCCGAAAGCUGUUCAGCUCGAAUUCCAACAGUGGCUGGGCGACUGAACCACAUUUCUUGCCAUCGGGCAACGGUUCUGCUUUUGCUCUUCGAAUCCUCGCAUCACGUGUUAUUACUAAUCCCGUGACCUAAUUGUUACCUGUCGUAACACUCUCUUGGAAACCCUGGAUGUUUGUUUUUACUUCCUGAGUCGAUAGGUGAUCCUCUGUAAGUGUGAUCGCUUUAACGUGCUCUUCUAGACUAAUACAACACUUUAAUGAAAUAGCUUGGAAGAUUAUUUACCAAUAAAGGGUGCUGCUCACGAAGAAACUGUUGCACUCCUUCAAUCAGCGGACAUCAAGAAAAAGACUGAGAAGGUGCAUGCUGCUGGGCUUGAUGAGAGGAUUCGCGCAGGCCUUUUGCAACCGUUUAAAUGGCAUUAUUCAACCGCGGCAUCAACUGAGCACUCCUCGCACCCAAGACCUGGGCUUUCAAAAGAACCGUUCGCAUCUGCAGCAGCUGCUCCCGCGAUCAGUAUAACCCAAGGCACACAGUUUCCAGAUUCAGAAGGUACGAGUUCGUCGAUUCCUGAAGAGUUUAGCCAAGGCUCAUGAUGUAUAGAUAAAUGAUCAAAGCGCGAUGGAUAUAUUAAGUGCGGCUGCAGGUAAUGUGGAAACAACAUUCUUCUAUGUAAGCCGCUGUACUGAUAGGUAUAGCUCUUGAGCAAUCAACGACGGCAGCAUUUACCGAUAUAUCAUACCUGUCUGUUAGUGAUUUAAGUAAGUGGAAUUUCAUCUAAAAAAUCAUAGCUAACUUCACUGAUAGACGCCGAUCCUUCAAAAUGGAUGAUGCAAUCCUAGCAAGCCUUCUAACCGCAAGGCGAGCAGAGACACGAUAUGUCUGAACUCGCUUCCUUCGAUGCGUCUUGGCUCCCCUUCAAUACAUAUAGCGCCUCCGAUAUAUUGCCGUUCCCGAUUGCUACCACCGAAAAUCGUUACAACGCCGCGGCUGUUGCAUCACAUGAACUCCCCUCGUUGGAUAACUUGACCGAAACGCCCUCCUAUCAUCAACCAUAUCAAUAAGUUACAACGACAAGACAAUAUAGCACAGGACUAAUUUUGACAUCCUUGGUAAUAUGUAUCAUCGAUCCAGGAUUUAGACGUUGACUAGGGUCGGGAGUAGAAUCGGGUCUGCUGAAAACGAAU
Molecule: messenger RNA, 2247 nt
Organism: Sclerotinia trifoliorum
Lineage: Eukaryota; Fungi; Ascomycota; Leotiomycetes; Helotiales; Sclerotiniaceae
Source: the annotation of a GenBank genome assembly